AUGAGUUUCUUGAAAGGAUCAUCAACUUGGGAACCAGUAAUGACAAGAAACACAUCUUCAUUAAGCUAUUGGUUCAAUUGGAGAGUCAUGGUUUGUUCUAUAUGGUUAAUCAUUUCUCUAGUUUUCUCAUUUUUUCUCAUUUCAAAAUAUGAAGGCUGGCCAAAAGGAAAAAACAGAGUCAGAUUUGAAGAACAAGAACAAGAAGUUGAAGGAAUUUUGUAUGAAGAUGAAGUUUGGCGACCAUGUUUAAGAGGGAUUCAUCCAGGUUGGCUUCUGGUGUUUCGCGUUUUAGCGUUCGUCGUAAUUCUCAGCGUUCUUGUAUUGAAUGUCGCAGUUGAUGGCAUCAACAUUUUCUAUUAUUACACUCAGUAA
Molecule: messenger RNA, 372 nt
Organism: Impatiens glandulifera
Lineage: Eukaryota; Viridiplantae; Streptophyta; Magnoliopsida; Ericales; Balsaminaceae
Exons: 1
Coding region: 1-372 (123 amino acids)
Cellular component (GO): membrane
Source: RefSeq, a predicted model, not a curated record